AUAAAAUAUAAACAAGGGGGUUGUGACCAAGGUGUCAUGCCCCCCGGGGCAAAAGGUGGGGCAGAGGGCCUAGAUCCCUCUUGUUCUGAGCUCCAUGAUAAUGAAGAAAUAACACCUGACAUAAUAGCACCGUCUUUAAGUCUUUUUCAAAGAUGUUACAGGCAUUUAAAGAGUUCUGGUGUGGGAGAAGCGAGUGUGUAUCAUGCAUUGGUGGUAAUAUUUUUGGAAUUCUUCGCUUGGGGUUUGCUGACGAUGCCGAUAAUAUCUGUGCUAAAUGAAACUUUUCCGGAUCAUACAUUUUUAAUGAAUGGUUUAAUAAUGGGAAUCAAAGGACUACUCUCGUUUUUAUCAGCGCCGUUAAUUGGUGCAUUGUCUGACGUUUGGGGAAGAAAAUUUUUUCUUCUGAUAACAGUCGCUUUUACAUGUGCACCAAUUCCACUUAUGAGUAUAAACACUUGGUGGUUCUUCGCAAUGAUUUCUAUUAGCGGAGUUUUUGCUUGUACAUUUUCUGUUGUAUUUGCAUACGUAGCAGAUGUUACUGAAGAAAGUCAACGAUCUUUAGCAUAUGGAUUGGUAUCCGCCACAUUUGCAGCAAGUAUGGUAAUUAGUCCUGCUUUAGGAGCAUGGACGAUGACCGUUUAUGGGGAAAAUUUAGCUGUUGCUUUAGCAACAGCUAUUGCCGUUCUUGAUGUAUUCUUUAUACUUGUCGCAGUACCAGAAAGCUUGCCUGAAAAAGCUCGGCCACCAGUUCCCAUAUCUUGGGAACAAGCUGAUCCAUUUGCAGCUUUAGGAAAGGUUGGAAAAGAUCAUACCAUAUUGAUGCUGUGUGUCACAGUAUUCUUAAGCUAUUUGCCCGAAGCAGGUCAAUAUAGUUGUAUAUUUGUUUACCUGAAACUCGCAAUGGGUUUUUCAGCUGUAAUGGUUGCGGUAUUUAUUGCCAUUGUUGGUAUUUUAAGUGUUGGAGCACAAAUAUUACUUGGUCCAUUAAUGAAGACACUUGGUAGUAAACAUACAAUCAUGCUUGGUUUACUAUUUGAAAUGCUUCAGCUCAUGUGGUACGGAUUUGGAUCACAGACUUGGAUGAUGUGGGCAGCUGGAGUACUUGCUUCAGUCUCCAGUAUCACCUAUCCUGCGAUUUCUGCAUUCGUAUCAAUGCACUCGGACGCAGAUAAGCAGGGACUGGUUCAGGGGAUGGUCACAGGAAUGCGAGGUCUAUGCAAUGGCCUUGGGCCAGCUAUGUUUGGUGUUAUAUUCUAUUUAUUUCACGUCGAUCUCAACGACGAAACGCCGUCACUACCUCUAAAACCUUCUUUUUUGGAAGACAGUAAUCAAACAGGAACUACUAUACAUAUAGACGUUGUUCCGCAGAAUGGGUUUCAGUUGGUGCCAGGACCUCCCUUUGUAUUUGGUGCAUUACUUGUGAUAUGCGCGCUAUUAGUAGCUGCGUUUAUUCCUGAUGAAACAAGCCCAAUGGCAGCGGGUCCAUUGCAUCAUCACUCUUCCACAUCACGCAGGCCAUCUGGUUUAUCAUUGGACGUUCAUUUUGAACCGGAAAGAAUCGUCAGUGGUCGUAGUAAAGUAGGACCACUGUCUCCUCUAGUCGACAACUGCAAUUCAGCAGCUCUCUAG
Messenger RNA from Cotesia congregata, 1629 nucleotides. NCBI's taxonomy places the organism in Eukaryota, Metazoa, Arthropoda, Insecta, Hymenoptera, Braconidae. The record is from the annotation of a GenBank genome assembly.